GCCGCCACGGCCCUCGCCGUGUGCCGCGCCGCCGGAUGAGGACGUGCUACAACAGAGCUGGACGGUUCGUCCGCAGCUGCAGAGCUAGGUCUCCUACCUCGAACCUACCAAUAUCGAAAAAGGUACACUACGAUCAUGGCAAUAUGAAGUUGCAACCGCUGAGCAGUUUGAUGCAGAUGCUCUUAUCCAGAGGAGUUGCUAUGCUUUCACUGAGUCCUAGCUAUGGAUUGGCGAAGCUUGCGGUUGAGUAUAACAUCUGCUUUGAAGUUGUUACAUAUGAUACAUUGAUGAUAUGCAGGAUCAUGGUUGCUCAAGCGAUCUACCUUACACUGGCAAUCAAUAGUGUCCUUAUAUUGAAGGCUUAUUGUUUCUAAAGAAGAGGAAAACAAAUAAUAAAUAGACUAUCAUGUUGGUCGUUAUCCCUUUUAUUUUAGAUUUCUGUUUCAGAUCUUUAUGAUUGUGUACCCAAUCAAGUUACAUGCACUAUAUUUUUCAUGUUGCAAAAUGAUCUUAAACUAAGUCUGCUUUGAUGAUAUUCAAGCUAGGGAGGUAGAAGCAAGUAAGGUAAAUAAGACAGGCAGUAGUAAACAAAUCUACCGUCAGUCUUUCCUGGCACUGCCAUCUUAGAAUAUUUACUUCAACCUAUGGAUAUAAAGGGAUUCAUGGACAUGAUAAUGCACAAAGGCAGUUGUUGUUAUAAGAAGAACCAUUGGUCUUAUUAUUAGCAUGCUGAAGCCAGAGUUUCAUGAAAAUUUUAGAAUAUUUACUAGUUUGUUGUU
Molecule: messenger RNA, 779 nt
Organism: Lolium rigidum
Lineage: Eukaryota; Viridiplantae; Streptophyta; Magnoliopsida; Poales; Poaceae
Exons: 5
Coding region: 36-374 (112 amino acids)
Source: RefSeq, a predicted model, not a curated record